Coregonus sp. 'balchen' is the source of this 5014-nucleotide messenger RNA. The record is from the annotation of a GenBank genome assembly. NCBI's taxonomy places the organism in Eukaryota, Metazoa, Chordata, Actinopteri, Salmoniformes, Salmonidae.
AGUGUACCCGGAAGAUUUGGAUGCAAGUUUCUCGGACGUGCAUCCAUAUGUUCGCUUUUUAUGUAUCGAUCAUUGGUAUUGAUUUAAUUUAGGUGAUUUUAUAAACUCAAUACCGGGACGAUGUUGUCUUUAGAUUUCCUUGACGAUGUGCGGCGGAUGAAUAAGCGCCAGGUAUGUACGAUAACAUUGUUUUUGAUGUUGUGUGAAUGUGACGGAUUCUUCCAAGGCUCGUUAGCUAGCUAUCUAGUUAUGCUAGCAACAUUAGUCGGCUGGUUAGUAACACGUUGCUUAAAAUGUAAAGUGCUAGCUAGCUACCCAGCUGUCCGUGUGGUCUUAUGUACAAAUAGAAUUACCCUGCUAGCUAAAUACGUUACAUCGCCUAUUGAACAUGGAUGAUAAACUGGGUUGUCAAAAUAACUAGCUAGCUAGCAACCUUGCUAAAUCAAUGUAGCUUUAGCCUGUACAGUUUCCUCUCUGUCUAAAUAUGGUGUUACGUCAGUGUUCUUCAAACCUGGUACUGAGGACCCACAAAGUGUGCAGACUUUUAUUCCAGCCUAAGUUACUAGCUUCUACUAGAUUCUACUGAUCAUCAAGCCCUUUAUUAGCUGAAACAUGUAUAUUAGUACUGGGCUGGGACAAACAUAGGCUAGGACAAAAGCCUGCACACCCUGUGAGUCCCCAGGACCAGCUGUUGGUAGAUCUAGUUAUUAUAAUCAAACACUAGCUCAUCUUUGUCUCAACCUGACAACCUGUCUUAUUUGUUUUCAGCUCUACUACCAGGUGCUGAAUUUUGGUAUGAUAGUGUCCUCAGCCCUGAUGAUCUGGAAAGGACUGAUGGUUGUGACAGGCAGCGAGAGCCCUAUUGUUGUUGUCCUCAGGUAAAGCAUUGGUGUUGUCUAUAGCUUAUAUAGAUAGAGUGCUUUUCCAGACACUCAAAGCGCUUUACAUAGUAAGGGGAAAUUCACCACUUUCACCACCAAUGUGUAGCACCCACAAACCUACUGAUUGUCUGAAGCGCAUCUGCUAAUUUUCAGUAACCUGUCUAUCCUUGACUGUAACAUGUUCUUGGUUUCAGUGGGAGUAUGGAGCCUGCUUUCCAUCGAGGAGACCUUCUGUUCCUGACAAACCGGGUCGAGGACCCCAUCAGAGUCGGAGAGAUCGUGGUCUUCAGGAUAGAGGGCAGAGAGAUCCCCAUAGUACACAGAGUACUAAAGAUUCAUGAAAAGUUGGUCUAUGAUGUUUCUGUAGUUAUUGAAACGCGCUAGUUCUCUCUCGGGAUGGUUCUCAAUGUUGGUUACAAGUUUGAGAAGGCCUACUUCCCCCAAAAAAGUUUGUAUUGCUACAUAACACUCAAACUAGGCUUUAAAUAUUCAAUAUUAUUUCUUACCUCAUGUAUGUUUUUUAAUACAUCUGAAUAAAUGUGAUAUUGUCAGAGCAAUUUCAUAAGCUGCUCUGGGGCCAAGAAAUCCAUGUAUGACUUCCAAACUAAAUCUAAAUGUUAUUGUUUAUUUACUAAAUGUUGUUUAUCUCCAGGGAAAAUGGUGAAAUCAAGUUCCUGACCAAAGGUGACAACAACUCUGUAGAUGACAGAGGGCUGUACAAGCCGGGACAGCACUGGCUGGAGAAGAAAGAUGUGGUGGGAAGAGCCAGAGGGUGAGCAUUUAUCUCAUUCCACCAAAAUGAUACUAGGCUUAGUCUGCUGUAUGACUUCAGUCUAAUGCUUCACUUCACUGGACCUAUAUGAUACCAUUUCCCUUGAGAUAUUAUUUAGUGCAAAAUGAAACUGAACUUGAGUCUGCACUCAUCUAUCCUGUAGUAGUGGAAGGGCUCAAGCAGGGGUUAAAGUUCUCCGUCACUGCGACGGAUUUGAGAUCAGUGUAGAUCCGCAAUAAAAAUCUUGGGAGAUGGGAGGGCUGAUUUGGAGAUGUAAUACGAAGUUGUAUUUUCCCAAAUAAAUGUAUUCUCAAAUAUGUUAUUUUAUCUGUUACGCUGUGUGUACUGAACUGACAUACUGUUGCUGACACUCGGGUGUUCAGAGGAAAAUGGGAGUUUAAACUUUAAGAAAAAUUUUCAAUUUGUCACAUCCCUACACUAGAGGUGCAGUCAAGUUGCGAGAGCAGUUUUGUCAAAUGUAUUUUGAAAGCAGUUUUUUUUUUUAAAGCGGAGCUUCCCAAUUUUCCAUUGCUACCACCUUUAUUUCUCUACUCCUUCAAUUAGUGGCAUCAUUUUACAAAUGCAGUUACAACCGUAGUUUAAAGCAUGGUUUAGGCGUGUCUGCGCAAAGUAGUGAUGGGUAGUUUGCGAAUGAACAGCUUUUUUUGAGUGGCUGUUUUUUGUUAUUUUUGGCUAUUUUUUUUCAUUUAUUUGGCUCCCUGAUGUGCAUGCUGUUGCUUUUUAAGCAGACAUCGACUAUCUGCAGAUAAAUGAUAAAAAUAUUCUCUGAAGAUGGUAAUUCCUCAGUGCAGGAACAAUACAGUGAGGAGAGAGCCUCAUUCUGCUCUACGCUCAGUUAUUCAGUGCGUUACAUUUAGGCUUUUUUUUUGCAGGCCAUCUAAUAAUUUGGUCAGGUAAAAAUGUAUUUGAACUCAAAUUUCACUAUCUGACAUAAUGGUAGGCAACAUUUUAGGCUUUAAAUUAAGGCUUGACCAUUUUUUCAUGGUUUUAUGUCAAUUUCUAAGCACUAAUGAUGAAGAGCCGUUUGGGAGCCAAAUGAGCAGCUCUUUUAGGUGAAAGGAGCCAAACGUUCUGGCUCACCGAAAAGACUCUGAAUCACUAUGCAACAGAGCUCUAAAAGGGACAAUUACAUACUUUGUAAUAGAAACUAAAAAUAUCAAAUUUUUUGAGUGAAUAAUAAUUAAUUUAUAUAUAUAUAUAUUUAUAAUGAAAGUAUAAUCAUUAAUAAUAAUAACAAUCAGGAUGUUGUGUCCAAUGAGGUAAAUGCAGAUGGACAAACUCAAUGCUUCAGCCUAUGUACAUUUUAUAACCACUAUCCUGCAUUAGUUGGGCUACAGGAGAUAAUGGUUAUAGCACAUCUGAUAAUAUAGACCAUGCAUAGGCUAUAUACAUGGUCCAAUAUGAUUUUACCAAUAUUUUAUUGUGCAAAUUUCUGGAGGUGGAAAUUUAAUUUGAAAUGGUUUCAGCAUAAUUUUAUUUUCAUUCAUUUUGGAGUAGAAUGUCCCUUUAAAAAGUCACAAGAACUGAGCUUCUCAGUCUUCUACUUACAAAUUAUCCCAGGGAGGACCCCCUAAGGAAGGGGACUGGAAUUGGUCAAACUCGCAGUUUAGGCCUAAUACAUGUACAAAAUGAUCCUCUUUCCUUAAAAGCAUGAUGGUCGUGACUUUCUUACAUGAAAGGGCAGGUUAACUUGGCCCCAGACAAGUUUCAGUCAUGGGAUUCGUUUUUUUGCUUUAACCCCUGCUCAAGUAUUUAACCAGUUGUGUAAAGUACUUAAGUAAACAUACUUGAAAGUACUACUUAAGUCAUUUUUGUUGUUGUUGUAUCUGUACUUUACUAUUUAUAUUUUUGCGAACUUUUACUUACUACAUUCCUAAAGAAAAUAAUGUACUUUUUACUCCAUACAUUUUCCCUGACACCCAAAAGUACUCGUUACAUUUGGACAGGAAAAUUGUCAAAUUCACGCAAGUCAUCCCUACUGCCUCUGAUCUGGCAGACUCUCUAAUCACAAAUGCUUCGUUUGUAAAUUAUGUCUGAGUGUUGGAGUGUGCCCCUGGCUAUCCGUAAAUAAAUAAUAUAUAGAAAAUUGUGCCGUCUGGAUUGCUUAAUAUAAGGAAUUUGAAAUGAUUUAUACUUUGACUUUUGAUACUUAAGUAUAUUUUAGCAAUUCCAUUUACUUUUGAUACUUAAAUAUAUUUAAAACCAAAUACUUUUAGACUUUUACUCAAGUAGUAUUUUACUGGGUGACUUUUACUUAAGUCAUUUUCUAUUAAGGUAUCUUUACUUUUACUCAAGUAUGACAGUUGAGUACUUUUUCCACCACUGUAUUUAACUAUUGAAGAUGUAAUGUUAGGUAACAAUUUACUUGAACUGUACAUAAUAACAGCAUCAUGACAUUGUCAUAAACAUGUAAUCUGAUGUUGAAUGUUAAUUUUGUCUCCAGGUUUGUGCCAUACAUCGGAAUCGUUACCAUUCUGAUGAACGACUACCCCAAAUUCAAGGUAAGAUAUUUUACAUCGUCAUCACUAGAAGCAAAAUCACUAUGUUUUAUGAAUUGUUGACUAAAUUCAGCCUUAUUAGGGGCGGUAUGCAGGUAGCCUGAAGGUUAGAGAGCCUGAGCAGUAACCAGUCCAGUUGCUGGGUCAUAUUUUGGGAUCUAAACAGUGGGAGGGGAACUGGCAAACGGAAAGCUGUUGUUUUUAGAUCCCCGGAUCAGAGAUACUAUUAUUCUGUUGUUCUUUGCCUUCCCAGUAUGCUGUUCUCUUCCUGCUGGGUCUGUUUGUCCUGGUCCAUCGGGAGUGAGGAAGAGACUACCUAACUAUCUGCCACAGAUGAAGAAUUGGAAAUCCCCACCCCACCAUGCCUUUCAAGACAUAAUUAUGUUGAUUAUGUCUAAUUACGUUGCUUUUUUUUGGAUUGUGUGUAGAAAUGUGGAUAGUGUUCUUUACAUUAUUAAAAAAACAAGCAUUCAUUAUUUUUGUGAGGGAAAUUAGAUAUAAGUUAAGUAGAAUAAAGAGCUGUAAUCUUUUUUUUCUUUUUUUAAGAACAUGAAUCCAACAUUUUAGAUGGUUAAUUACAUAUUUUGUUUUCACUGUUAAUUAGGUUUUGCUUUGCUUAAAGUAUUGUAUGACAACUGAUAUAUUUGUGACAUUAAAUAUGACAUCUGUUACCCUCUCCUGCUUUCUGGUAACUUAUGCAUCUAGUGUUUUCUUAUAUUCAAGCAUAACUUCACUAAAACACAUUUGUGCAUUUUCAAAAUGCCAUUAUUUUACAUGCAGGCUAAAUAUAACAUUUACAUAUGUCAUUUAGCAUACGCUCUUAUCCAGACUGAUUUACAGUU